Molecule: messenger RNA, 3626 nt
Organism: Salvelinus namaycush (lake trout)
Lineage: Eukaryota; Metazoa; Chordata; Actinopteri; Salmoniformes; Salmonidae
Product: tricarboxylate transport protein B, mitochondrial-like
Exons: 9
Coding region: 245-1198 (317 amino acids)
Biological process (GO): mitochondrial citrate transmembrane transport
Source: RefSeq, a predicted model, not a curated record
CGCUUUCUCUCCCAGCACGACUGCCAGCUGUGUAGUAGCCUACUGUCCACAUACAGCGGGGGUCUGAAGGCUACACUCAGCCUCACUGGUCAGACAGCAUCACAGCGAAAUUGAUCAGUCCUUAGUCUUGGUGUGCAUGCACUGAACGUUAUAUUAACCAUAAACUCGUUUUUUAGGACAAAAUAACAGUUUGGUAGACUUAGUUUUAUAGCUAGAUAGAUAUUUGUUAAAUUAUUUCUUUACAAUGGAAGGAAACAGGCAACUAAUCAGUCCCUUUCACCGACCACGGUGCCUGGCGGCGGCGGCACCUGGAGGAAAAGCCAAAUUAACUCACCCAGGGAAGGCGAUUCUAGCAGGUGGUAUAGCAGGGGGUAUAGAGAUCUGUAUCACCUUCCCUACUGAGUAUGUGAAGACUCAGCUACAGCUGGACGAGAAGGCCAACCCUCCCAAAUACAGGGGCAUUGGUGACUGUGUAAAGCAGACGGUACAGGGUCAUGGGGUGAGAGGACUGUACAGAGGACUCAGCUCACUGCUCUACGGAUCCAUACCCAAAUCAGCUGUCAGGUUUGGUGUGUUUGAGUAUCUCAGUAACCAUGCCCGUGACGAGGCAGGGAAGUUGAACAGCACCAGGGGUCUGCUGUGUGGGCUUGGUGCUGGAGUCAUGGAGGCUGUAGUCAUAGUCUGUCCCAUGGAGACUGUCAAGGUUAAAUUCAUCCACGACCAGUCUUCAGCCAACCCCAAAUACAGAGGCUUCUACCAUGGAGUCAGGGAGAUCAUCAGAACCCAAGGUAUUAAGGGGACGUACCAGGGCCUGACGGCUACCGUCCUGAAGCAGGGCUCCAACCAGGCCAUCCGCUUCUAUGUCAUGACCUCCCUCAGGAACUGGUACAAAGGGGAUAACCCCAAUAAGGCUAUUAACCCUGUGGUGACGGGAACGUUUGGAGCCGUCGCAGGAGCAGCCAGCGUGUUUGGGAACACCCCCCUAGAUGUCAUCAAGACCAGGAUGCAGGGUUUGGAGGCUCAUAAGUAUAAGAGUACGCUGGACUGUGCCUUGAAGAUCAUGAGACACGAGGGUGUACGAGCGUUCUAUAAGGGGACGGUUCCUCGGCUGGGUCGUGUGUGUCUGGAUGUGGCCAUCGUCUUCAUCAUCUAUGAGGAGGUGGUCAAGGUUCUCAACACGGUCUGGAAGACGGAGUGAGGGGGCGGGGCUGGAGCCUCUUCUGACCUCACUGGGCCAAACACGAUGUGACUGGACAACUGAGCCUUCUACCAGUCUGCGUCUCAAACACCACCUUAUUUCCUAUAUAAAGUAGUGCGCUACUUUUGACCAAUCAGGCUCCUAUCAGGGUCUGGUCAAAAGUAGGGCAUUGUGUAGGGAAUGGAGUGCCAUUUCAGACGCAGCCUACCCAUAACUGUACUCACCAGCUGAGCUGUAAGCGGAGUGAAAACUAUCAUAUGAAUAAUAUCUAUUUGGAUGCAGUGGUCACAAACCCUGGUCCCGGAGAGCUACAAAGUGUACAGGCUUCUGUUCCAUCCCUGCACUAACACACCUGAUUCUUCUAAACAAGGCCUCCAUGAGUUGAAUGAGGUGUAGCGCUAAACUGGGACAAAAUCCUGCACGUAAUGUCACUCUCCAGGACCUGGAUUGAAGAACACUGAAAUAUAUCAUGUGUUUUUUUUAUGUCUACGUAAAUUAAUUACAGUAUCAUAAUGAGUUAACUGUAUGGUAGUGGGUACCAUAUCAUCCUGAGUUAAAGCAUAGUGGUUCUGCCUUGACCUGAGGGUCUAGCUACAGUAACAGUUACAGUAGCAACUACAUGAAUUGUAACUUCUACCCAACCCUCCUUUUGAGAAUGUAUUACCAACCCUUUUAUGCAAUCAUUUUACUUGUGUGAUAUGAUUUUUAUUUUUAUAAUGCAUAUUAUGGUUGACUAUUAAUGUUUAAUUGCUGAGUAUAUUGUUUUACUCAGUUCCAGAUGCCAAGUACAUCCAGUAGCAAGCUGCCAAGUUGUGACAAAUUAUACUAAUUAUUGUCACAGUUCUACUGUAAUACCACUCACCCUUUUGGGCUAGCCAUGGCUAACGUCUUUUUCCUCAAGUGAAACGUAUACAUAGAGUAAUAUAUUCUUACCAAGAGAAGAGAAAAUGGGUAAAUAAUAUAUAUUGAUUCAUAAUAUAUUGAUCAGAGUCUUUUCAAUGUAUUUAUUGAAUGUUGAAUGUGUAGUAAUGAGUCUGUUUGAGACACGCUGUUAUACUGUGCAGUGUUAUGUACAGUUCUAACUUGGAAGCGAAUGCUUCAUGGUGUUAACAUUACAGUACUGUAUGGAUUGGGUGGGUGCAAGAGGUCGCAGCUUUUUCUGUUCCUGUAUGGUAUAUCCACAGAUAGAACAAUGAGACAGAUAUUUCACUGGAUGUAUAAAUAUUAAGCAUCCACUUGGUGUUUCCAUUCACUACCAAAUAUGGUAGUGAGAGAAACCCCACUGGUGCGCAGUGGUAGAAAAUGGAACGAGAUGGAUUUUGGCCUACAUUCUGCAAAUGCUCUCAUCGAUUAAACAUUUGAUCUCAAUACAGUUUUCUGUUCCCAAAACUAUAAUCUGUUAUGAAUAGAGUUGACUAAGUUUUGUAGACUUUAGCCAUCGCACAAGCGAAUUUCACAGAGUAGGUGUUCCCUAACGGAAAUAUGCAGAUAUUUGCUAGAACGGGCCAAUAGGAUCUCGCUAGCUCGUGCUUGGCUCUGCCCACCUCCUUGCUUGUUCUGCCCACUAUGACUCAUAUGUUCCCAUCGGAAACAACAGGCUGUGGUCCAUCUUGGUUAAGUUAUAAAAAAUCUUUGGUAUAUCACUACUGGUCGCCAUUCGGGCUCAACCAUACAGUAACUCAGUUUCCCAGCUCAGAUUGCCUCCUGCCACAGAUGGUUGCAUUCCAGACAGUUCAGCAUUGUUCUGAGAUGGAAACUUGAGGGAACCUUCCCAUUCCAUUUUCCCACAUUCAUAUCAUUCUAGAGGCCUUUGUUGUCAAAAUGGCACCACAUGUAACAUAAUCCUUGACAUUAUGUUACAAUUGGUGCCAUUUUGGGGGUUGUUUUAGUUCUAACUUCAUGAGGAAAACCAUUUUGAAACCAUUACAAUGUAUUUUUCUUUAUCAAUCUCAUCUGGGUUUUCAGGGUCUUGAUCAUAAAGUGUAUUUUGCCACAAUCAUCAAUUGCUAUGUGUUGUAGUCAUGGUAACAUAUAUUAUUAUGUAAGAGCAUUCUGAAUCUGCACAAAUAUCUGCCCUGACGAUUGUGGUCAAAUCUAUAACAAGAAAAUAUGGCUUUAUUUAGCAUCGGUGGAAUAGAAAAUGAAACGCAUUACUUUGCUUUUAGAGCCUUUGUGUUGUCGGUAACAGUAUACGGACUGUUUUGACUCUGCUUUUACAUAGUGUUGUAUAUACAACAUGUACUGUAAGGUAUGGGAGGCCUCAGUCUCCUCACCAUAUACUGUCUAAAAUAUCAUCAUCUCACCAUCAGAAUUAAAUGGAUGUCAUUCCAAAUUCCUAGAGGAAUGCACUGUGUUUCUUACGUUAUUAUAACCUCUAAAUCUAAGGUGGUAUUACACCAAGAACCAAUAAAUAACCACUGUCUUUGCA